Messenger RNA from Ostertagia ostertagi, 684 nucleotides. The record is from the annotation of a GenBank genome assembly. Lineage: Eukaryota; Metazoa; Nematoda; Chromadorea; Rhabditida; Trichostrongylidae.
UAUGAAUUAGAUGGUAUCGAAAACGUGCCAGAUGACGGGUCUGCCCUCUUUAUUUAUUACCACGGGUGUCUACCGUUGGAUGUAUAUUACCUCAUCGCUAAACUGGUACUUCACAAGAACCGCUCGCUCCAUUGUGUCGGCGACAAGUUCAUCUUCAAAAUUCCAGGUUGGAAUGCUAUCUGUAAAGUAUUCUCGAUCACAGCCGGUACCGUUGAAGAAUGUACUGCUCAGUUGCAAGAAGGCAAUCUUCUCUGCAUCGCUCCUGGAGGUCGAAUUAUGGAAGAGUCUGUGAUACUGUAUGUUGCAGGUGUACGUGAAGCGCUUUUCUCCGAUCCCAAUGUGUAUGAUAUAUUAUGGGGAAAGCGUUUGGGAUUCGCUCGAGUGGUAAUAAAUUCGAGGACGCCAGUGAUCCCGAUGUUCACAGAAAAUUGCCGAGAGUCAUUCCGUACUCCAGUAUGGGGACGCAGCUUCUUUCGAUGGAUCUAUGAGAAGACGAAAAUGCCGCUGUGUCCGAUUUAUGGCGGUUUUCCUGUCAAGAUGAUCACUCAUCUUGGCAAACCUAUGACGUUUGACUAUGAUAACGUCACACCAGAGGAGGAACUGCUAAGCCGAUCAAAUGGACAAUCAAACGGUGCGACGGCACAAGAGGACAACCCUGCCACCACCAGUGAUGCGACCACGUAG